Schistosoma rodhaini is the source of this 3400-nucleotide messenger RNA. NCBI's taxonomy places the organism in Eukaryota, Metazoa, Platyhelminthes, Trematoda, Strigeidida, Schistosomatidae. The record is from the annotation of a GenBank genome assembly.
UCUAUGGCUACCGAAAUUUGCGCACAUAUAAAUCAUGUUGGGAAUAAGCAACAACGUUGGGUUAUCUCACUUAGUUUCACCUUAUCAAGCACUUGUGGAAAAAGAGUUUAUCGAACGAGUUAGAAAUUACUAAUUAAAGCCUCAUACUAAUUUAGGAAAAUGUAUUGUAUUCUUUUGUUUUGGUUGGAAAGAUUUCACCACAUAUAACUAACAACGAAGUUGGAAAAUUUUAUGAGAAGCUCAUGUCCAGUUUCACCUCGCCGGAUCAUAUUACAGGUCUCUUGAUGGUUUAUCCUUAUCACGUGAUACACAUUAUUGAGUCAAGUUUUAGAAGUUUGAUGGAGGUUUUUCGAGUAAUUACCAAGUCUGAAGAAGUUAUAAAAUCCUACAUGAAUUGUUAUGCUGGAGAGAUAAUUAUCGGUCAGAAUGAUGCUCAAGACUAUCGACAUUUCAGUGAGUUUGACAAAGCUACCAUCCAAGAAAUGUACAAAAAAAGCUCCUUGGCUCCUACGAUUCAUAAUCGUAUCUUAUGUGCAAACGAUAAUAUCGUCCACCGUAUAUACCGCACAUAUGAACUGUUGGUUUUUGAUAUGGAACCGACAAUCAUAUCAGACUACGAUUCAAAUGAAUCUGAUGAGAAAAAGUUACUUGACUUACUAUGUCAAGUGAAUAGACUAAGCGUGCAUCUGGCAGAAGAAUCCAUGCGGGACCAAAAGGAAUACGCUCCUGAAACUUUUAAAGUAAGUUUAACAGAAAAAACUAAGAGUCAGAUUGUUGGUCAUUUCAAGGUACAUAACAAUCGGAAGUUAACUGGAAUAUUGAAUAAUAUUCGCCAAGUACGCCCAGAGCUGAUUCCACAGCAAGGUAAGUUGUUUAUUGUGAAACAAUAAUUUAUGUGCAAAUGUCACAUACCUAGGUUAGUACUCUGUUCAUCACUGGAGUAUGAAAAUCACCCCAAAAGUGUGUACAAAUAUACAUAUUGGUAUGCGAUUCGAUUAAUAACCAUGUAAAUACUAUUUUUUACACAAUUGUACUGUUUUGAACGGGAACACAAGUGGGGACAGUGUAUUUGAACACAAAAUUACAGAACAUUUUAGUAAAAUCUGAGAACCAUACAGUGAUUACUUAAUUUGCAAAAUGUUAAUCAGUUGUCUCAAACUUGACUGUUCCUUCUGCAAAUAUCAGUCAAUCGUCUCAGACUUCAAUGUUCCUGCAUCUCCAUAUCAAUUGCUUUCUGUUCCGGUUUUUUUCCUCCUCGAUCUAUUUCUGAAUAGCGUUAUAUACUACUUAUGUCAAUGUAAGUAGCCCACACCACAGUGCUUGCAGUUAUGUCUCACAAUAAGCAUGUCACAUCUUAUGGAUUAUACUGUUCAAACAAACUUUGGUGAAUCAGAUCAAGGCUAGUUUCGCCAGAGCUUCAAGUGUGCUGUGCGAUAAAAGGACAAACACCUAAUCAUGCACGGUCACAUUUUCCCCCUCAAAGACGUAAAAUUAACAUAUUAAGAACCAUUCAUUCAUUACAAAUGUAUUGUAAAAAGCCGUAUAAGCGUAACCAUAUAAACUAAUUCAAACUUUUAAACGCUGUGCAUAGAGUUGCAACAAGCACCUGAUAUCACUGUGAGUUAGGAGUUUAGUAUUGGAUCAGUGGAAGACGUUUAAUGAAUACCAUCAAUUCGCGCAUGAAAGGAAGUCAUUUACAGCUUUUAGGAGUAGUGGAAGUUACAGAAGUAUGGAAUUCUUGAGAGUACGGGAGCUGACAACUGACUUAAUUCCUUUCUAGGAAACCUUAUCAGUAUGUUCAGUUAUUUUCUUCUGGUUAAUUUUUAUAUGAUAACAUGCAAAACUUUGUCGAUGCGAUUAUAAGGACCACUUUACCGACCAAAUCAAUAUUAUGUAUUUAAUUCAUGAUACUAUAAUUUCUUGUUAGGAAAUUAAGCGAUAGUUUUCAAUUUCCCAUCUCUUAAAUAUUUGUGGUUACUUAAAACCGUAAAAAGAUUUUAAUGAGGGAAUAAUAUAUUUAGUUGCAGUUGGAUAUUUUGCGGACAUAUCUUCUUACGAAGGAAUAAUACCAUUAAAAGAAUACAUGAAACUCUAUGACAUUCCAUAUGAAACCUCAUCACAAUCCGAGCUUACAUGGCCGAUCGAGAGAAAUUCCUUUAUUUACAAAUAAGAAUUCUUAAAACAAUACCUUUGUAUCAUUUAGAUAGAUUAGACCUUUUGAUAGCUUUACGCCAAAAAUUCUGGUUACCAUCUGAAAAAUCACACUACUUAUAAAAGAAAAGAUAAUAAUUCCAUCACUAAUAAAAGACAUUUCAAGACAAAAAUCACCCGAGAAAAUAUUAUAUACUUGGUGUUUACAAACAAAAACUAAGAUCUACAAAACUUCAAUUUAGAUCAUCAACUAAAUAAAACGGCUUUGACAGUUAACCAGGGUUAGCUAACAUAUUAUCUCUGGAGAGAUGAAUAAAACAUAAAAAAACAAAAGCUUCAAGAAUAGAUAACCGGAAAAAAAGGAAUGUCCUAACCCUUGAUUGUGACCGAAAACGAAGAGAAGUUUGGCGACUAAAUCAGAAUAUUAACUGAAAGGACCACAAACUGACCGGAAGCAUUAAAAAUCUGGAAGCAGCUAACCAAAUCGAUCCUGAAAAAAAUGCACCCAAAUGUGAAUAUACAAAUUUUAAGCGAUGAUAAAACAUGUGCUUGUAUGAGAGAAACGAUAAAAACAAACACUCGGCAUCAAUUGGGAAGCAAUGGUUUGGUAAUCUGACUGAAAGUGGAUUACUGCUUCAAAAAGUGCUUCACCUACCAAAAAUAGAAUGACCAAUGAAAGGGACUUUUACGUCAAACUACGAAGUCAGAAGCUAACCGGGAGAAAUAACAGCUAACUCGCUCUCAAAACGGGUGGAUAUCGACUUGAACGAUUGCAUCACAGACAGUAGCCAACAUUGAAAUAUUUGUUUGGCUGGCAUCCUUUUAAGUGCUAGACAAUUUCAUGAAAUGACCAAGAAAGUAAAGUACUAGCACACUUCUACUUUCGAAAUCCAUGGUAAUUUGAGGGCUGUUAGUGAGCGACGUAACAACUAUGUCUUACUGUAUAGUUUACCUUGUCAGGCUGUUACUUCGAUUACUAUUCAAUUUAAUCACCAAACUUUGACCACUUAUUUGUAAGCCUUUCGGACUAUUAUCAUUUCGUUGGUUAGACUUCUCGAAAAGUUUACAAUGAAAUCAUAUGACAAUGUCUCUUAUCGCUAAAAUAAUUUAGUACGUACUGGCUAACUAAAACCAUUGUCACUAAUAAUUCUUGCUUUAUUGAUUUAGGUUGCCUGUUUUUUUUUGAAAUGUCAAUUUUAGUAAACAUGUCGCAUUUUGGUCUCAAUUCGAUAAAUAUUUGCACGUAUCA